Messenger RNA from Schistosoma turkestanicum, 3243 nucleotides. NCBI's taxonomy places the organism in Eukaryota, Metazoa, Platyhelminthes, Trematoda, Strigeidida, Schistosomatidae. The record is from the annotation of a GenBank genome assembly.
AAGGAAUGAUUGUAUUUCGAUUAAAAAUUAAUAUUGACGUGACUAUAGGUUUCUAUAGGAUUUUUUUAUCAUACACUUGUUAUAACGCACUAUUUAAAGCCACUUAACCGAGCGUUUCUUCGUAUAACAAACUACCUGGUGUACGUGACUGUUGUUUAUUCUAUUGGGAGAAUAACACAACCAAGAGUUUCGAAACCCGAUUUGCAUUUAUAGACAUAAAGCCCUUGUGUUUUCUAUUUGAUAUCUGUCUUGAUUAAAAAUGGAAUGUAAAAGGUUUGAACGCCGAGCAACAGAAUGGUUGCCUGGUAUGGAAGGUAAAUAUGUUGCUCGUGGACAAUUCACUGGUGGAUGUAUCGCGGUUCUCACAAGCGGUGGAGAUGCACAGGGAAUGAAUGCAGCUGUACGAGCCGUAGUUCGUAUGGGGAUAUACUGUGGAUGCCGAGUAUUCUUCAUUAGAGAAGGAUAUCAAGGUCUUGUAGAUGGUGGCGAAAACAUUCAAGAAGCAUCUUGGGCAGAUGUUUCCGGUAUUCUCCAAUUGGGAGGUACUACGAUUGGUUCAGCUAGAUGUAUGGAUUUUCAUGAACAUAGUGGACGUUUGAAAGCUGCUGAAAAUUUAGUCAACAACCAAAUCACUAAUUUAGUGGUUAUCGGUGGUGAUGGUUCUUUAACUGGUGCUAAUCUAUUUCGAUCCGAAUGGUCAAGCCUACUGAAAGAACUUGUUACAUUAAAUAAAAUUAGUCCAGAUAAAGCUAAACAGUUUGAUCAUUUGAAUAUUGUCGGUUUAGUUGGAAGUAUUGAUAAUGAUUUUUGUGGUACAGACAUGACAAUCGGUGCAGACUCAGCAUUGCAUAGAAUAAUUGAAGCAACUGAUGCAAUCUGUACUACAGCUCAUUCACAUCAAAGAUGUUUUAUUUUAGAAGUUAUGGGUAGACAUUGUGGUUAUUUAGCACUUGUUGCAUCUAUGGCAUGUGAAGCUGAUUGGGUAUUUAUACCGGAGAUGCCACCGACUGAUGAUUGGCGUGAGAAAUUAUGUCAUAAACUUCGAAUGAAUCGUGAACACGGACAACGCGUCAAUAUAAUUAUGGUUGCUGAAGGAGCUAUCGAUAGAGGUUGUAAACCGAUCACUUGUGAAGAAGUGAAAAAUUUAAUAGUUUCAGAACUUCAACUUGAUACACGUAUAACUGUUUUGGGCCAUGUACAACGCGGUGGUUCACCAUCGGCCUUUGAUCGUGUUUUAGGUAGUCGUAUGGGAGCUGAAGCCGUUCUUGCCUUAAUGGAUGCUGAUCGUGAUCCAAAUCUACCGGCAUGUGUAAUUAGUUUGGAUGGGAAUCAAGCAGUUCGUGUGCCACUUGUGAAAUGUGUUGAACGAACACGUAAAGUUGCUGAAGCAAUGAAAGCUCGCGCUUUUGAUCAUGCCGUUGAAUUACGUGGAGCGAGUUUCAUGAACAAUUUAGCUACUUAUAUAAAACUUUCAAAAAUCGAACAACCACGUCAAAGUGUCAUGUCAUCUGAAAAUAACUUGAGAAUCGGUAUAGUGAAUGUCGGUGCUCCAGCUUGUGGUAUUAAUGCAGUGAUAAGAGGAUUUACUCGUUUGGGUAUCACCAAAGGUUAUACGAUUAUUGGAAUCCACGAAGGAUUCUGCGGUCUUUUUAAGGGUGACGUUAGUGAAAUACAUUGGGCCGAUGUACGUGGAUGGGUUGGAAUGGGUGGUUCUAUGUUAGGAACACGCAGAGAUACACCAAAUGAUUUGGGUAUCGAAAAAAUAGCAGCGCGAUUUAAAGAAUUCAAAUUGAGCGGUCUACUUAUUAUUGGUGGCUUUGAAGCUUAUGAGUGUAUGAUAGAAUUAGUUGAAGGACGUGAAAAAUAUCCCGAAUUGUGUAUACCUAUGGCUAUGGUACCAGCGACGAUUUCUAACAAUGUUCCAGGUACCGAUUUCUCAUUGGGUUGUGAUACAGCUUUAAAUGAAAUAACCUCUGUUUUAGAUAAAAUUAAACAAAGUGCAUUAGGUACAAAACGUCGGGUAUUCGUUGUUGAAACAAUGGGUGGCUACUGCGGUUAUUUAGCUACAAUGAGUGCAUUGGCUGGUGGAGCAGAUGCAGCUUACAUAUUUGAAGAACCAUUUACCAUUGAUGCUCUAUGUGAAGAUGUUGUACAUUUACGUAAGAAAAUUGAUGAUAAUGUUAAACGUGGUUUAAUACUACGAGCUGAAUACGCCAAUAAAAAUUAUACUACUGAAUUUAUCCAUCAAUUAUAUGCCCAAGAAGGUCAAGGUAUAUUUGACUGCCGUUGUAACAUAUUGGGUCAUAUGCAACAAGGUGACCGACCGAGUCCGUUUGAUAGAAGUUUAGGUAUAAAGUUUGCUUCCAAAGCAAUUGAUUGGCUAGAUGAACAAAUCAACGCUAAUAUACGUUCAGACUCUACAGUCUACACACCUGGACAUUUAUGUUGUACACUAAUUGGUAUUGUACGUCGUCAGACAACUUAUUCAAAUAUUAUGGAAUUGAGAGAACACACAGAUUUCGUACAUCGUUUACCUAAAGAAGAAUGGUGGCUUAGACUACGUCCAUUAAUGCGUAUUAUGGCCAAACAUGAUAGUCUUUACGAAUCGGAAAGUAUCAUGGCCGGAACUGACAGGAAAUAAGCAGUAUAUCCAUCCUAAUUUGAAAGGUAUAUAAGAGAAAAAAGCAGACAGAAAAUAUAAAUUACUUUCAUUUGUUUCAAUACAGUUUAUUCUGUAUUAACUUUAAUUACCUUGAUUUAAUCAGAUCUUAAUUAUUCCCAACAUUAUUAUUGAUGAUUUUGUUUCUGUUCAGUGAUUUAUUAACUUGAAAAUAACUUAACUAGCCCCUCCCCCAUGCUUGUUUGCUUUACCUGAGAUCGAUCAUGGGUAUUCACACUCGCACGUUUAGUUGCAUAAAUUAGUAUAGUAUUAAUCAUCAUCGAUACUAUUCAUUUUAAUAUUUCAAGACCACAAACUUAUUGCAAAAUGUAGCAGUUACGUUUUGUUAAACACCAGUAGAGAAUGAGAAUCAUAGUAUGUACCUUUCGCUGCUCUUUUAUAGCAUGUGUAUUCUUGUUUUAAUGCAAUAUCUGAGAACUAACGAGUUUAAUUUAGUAUUUUUCCGUUUUUGCAUAACAGAGGAAAUAAAACCCGAAACCUCGGUUUCAUUUUAAACUUUCAUGCGUUAAAUCGUCUAGCUUUUACUUUUUGAUUUGUUUGAAAUAAAAAUACUCACUUUAGAA